CCGGAAGUGUAGCUUCUGUUGUCACACUGGACGAAAAUGGCUGUUGCUGUGAGGUUGUUGUUUUCUUUUCUUUUUUCAAUGAACGCACUGAAGUAAUAUAUUGUUUUUAAGCAUUGGAGUUAAGAUCUACAAUAAGGGUUUGAAUGGUCGCUCUAUGGAGGUGACGGUGUGGGGCUAAGGACAGCUGCAAGCGGUCACUCACCCAGCUACCGGUGGCAGACAACGAUGAAGCAAGUUUUGGAAUAUGCAUUGGAUCGGGCUGAGUACAUUGUUGAAAGUGCUCGUCAACAGCCAGCAAAGAGGAGAGCGUUGUCCGGAGGGAGGAAGAGUCUAUAUCAGAAACUAUACGAGCUCUACAUCGAAGAGUGUGACAAAGAACCAGAGCUCAAGAAGCUGCGUAGGAAUGUCAACCUGCUGGAGAAGCUGGUGUCUCAGGAGUCAGUGUCUUGUCUGGUGGUCAACCUUUACCCCGGCAACCAGGGUUACUCCCUCAUGCUCCUCGGCAAGAAUGGAUCUGACUCUGAGACGAUCCGUCUGCCGUAUGAGGAAGGACAGCUGUUGGAGUACCUGGACGCCGAGGAGCUUCCUCCUAUCCUGGUGGAUCUCUUAGAGAAGUCCCAGGUGAACAUCUUCCACUGUGGCUGUGUGGUAGCUGAGGUCCGAGACUACAGACAGUCUGGCAACACUAAGAUGCCCUCCUUCCAGAGCAGACACGUCCUGCUACGACCCACCAUGCAGACACUGAUCUGUGACGUCCAUGCCAUGACCAGUGACCACCACAAAUGGACACAGGACGAUAAGUUCCAGUUGGAGAGCCAGUUACUGCUGGCCACAGCUGAUCCUCUGUGUCUGGAUCCAUCUAUCUCUGUCACCUGUACAGCCAACCACCUGCUCUAUAACAAGCAGAAGAUGAACACUCACUCUAUGAAACGUUGUUUUAAGCAUCACUCUCGGGCGGCGCUGAACCGUCAGCAGGAGCUGUCCUACCUGCCCACGCCCCCCCAGCUGCGUCUCUAUGACUACCUGCAGAGGAGGAAGGAGAGGAAGCCGGCCCCUUCGAUAGACCUGAAGAUCUCCAAGGCCGGAAAAGUUGAGAUCACAAUUACCCUCCAAUUUACAAACACCUUUUUCCAAAUCCAAUCCCGACAACACACUGAGUUCAGACGGACCUCUCACCGUUCUGUCCCCUUCUCUCGUUUACAGUGUGUGGACAUGUGGAAACAGAGCAGCUGCCAACUCACUGUCCCCAAGGAGAUUGAUGUAGAGAAAUAUGCAGUGGUAGAGAAGUCAGUGAAGUUGCAGGAAUCUCAGCCCACUGUCUGGCCUGCAGAGGAAGUGAUAGAUGACUAUACGUUUGAGUGUGAGGUCGGGGGCCAGAGGACCAAGGUGUCCAUCUUCCAGUCGGUGGGCGACCCUCUGGUCUACGGAAAGAUCUACUGCGCUGAGGAAGACAGCAGCGACCUUCACCUCGUACAUCCAGCGUUCCUAAUAGGCUCAAAGAGAGAUGCUGAUCGGUUUCUAUCCCAGUAUAAAGGUGUGUAUGAGCAGGACGUGAAGUGCCAGGUGAAAAUGUCUCGGAACUCCGGCAUCAUGGGACAGAACCAACUCUCAGCCAGUAGCGAGACAGAGGUGGAUGGUCUAUCAGCCUUGGUUCAGUCGUCAGGUGUGUUGGGGAAGGGGGUGAAGCACCGGCCUCCCCCCAUCAAACUACCCUCCGGGUCGGGCAGCAGCUCCUCAGGUAACCUGUAUAGUUCAGCGCAGGCUACCAGUGGUCUCCUUAAGUGUCUUACGCCCCCCCCAGGAACAGGCCCCGGCUCAGCCAAGCCCCAGUCUCUGAGUAGGAAGCACUCUGUGGAGCUGGGGCAGGGGUUACAGCUGGGGGGGCAGUUGGGACAGGUGGGGCUGUUGUCCCCGGCAGCCCUAUCUCCCAUGGCGUCGACACAGAGAUCGGGGACCCCGAAGCCGUCCACCCCCACCAACACCCCUUGUUCCACCCCUCACCCCCCCGACUCCCUCCUUUCCCUCCCUCCCUCCGUCACCCCCACCCCUCCGGACCCCCAGGCCCUCCUGACCCCCCAGCAGCAGCUGUCCCUGUCCCAGGCCCUACCCGUAAUGACCAUCCCUCUACCCACCAUGAUAACCUCCAUCACAACAGGAACCAGCUCCUCUCAGGUCAUGGCUAACCCUGCUGGACUCAACUUCCUCAACGUGGUGGGAUCUGUCUGCAGUCCCCAGACUCUGAUGACUUCCAGUCAGAUGUUGGGUCCUGGUCUCAACCUGAGUGGUCUGGGAGGACUGAUGCCUACCACACCAGUUGCAAUUCUUGCACCACCAAAUGCAGCAGCAGCAAAUGGCUAUGGGGGGGACGGGCCCUCAGGGGGCGUCGCCACGGCUACAUACCGCCAGCCAACCAAGAAGUAAGACCAAGAAGAGCACCUCCCCAAAUCAUGAUGACGCCCCCCCCCCCCCCCCCAACCAAGAGGAGCACACCACAGCCCCUCCCCAAAUCAUGAUGGCCCCCCCCAGCCAAGAGGAGCACGCCGCAGCCUCUCCCCAGCCAAGAGGAGCACACCACAGCCCCUCCCCAAAUCAUGAUGGCCCCCCCCCAGCCAACCAAAGAGGAGCAUGCCACAGCCCCUCCCCAAAUCAUGAUUGAGAGAACUUCACCCAACCCCUAUACGUCUCUAUAGUGUACUCCUACCCCAGUCUCAUUUAGGAGACUAUAGGCAAAAAAUACUUUUCCUUUCGUCCAUUUUGUAGCUGGGAGAUGAUGUAAUAAUAACUGUUUGGUUGGCGUGCCAACCACUUCCUGACAACCUAUUAUUUAAAUGAUUUAGAAGAUGGUUCUUCCUACCAGCCUGCUGUCCUGUUACUUCCUCAUAUGACGUCACGGUGUCGUCUACGGGGCCGUGGAUUGAAACAGAGCUCCUGGAUGGACAACAGCUACUGGUUCUGUGUGUAUCUGAAAUGCCAUCCUAUCCCCUUACUUUUGACAAGGGCACUAUGUAGGGAAUUACGGUGGUAUUUUCAGACACGGAUGAUCUAACAAGAUGACUCAUUUUCCCAGCAUGCAAUGCGGAGUGCAAUUUUUUUUUAAUAAUAAGGCAUUUCCUUGUGGGGGUGGAAGGGGGCGGGAUUAAGAAGAGUAUAUUCAUAUUAGAAAUCAUGUGACAUUUCUGGGACAGAAAUGAAAUGGUCUUUGUCAGCAGUUUUAUUGUGUAAUAAAGAAGAAACUAUGUAUAUAUUGACAGGAAAAUACAUCUUUUAAA
This is a messenger RNA of Oncorhynchus mykiss (rainbow trout), 3269 nucleotides long. NCBI's taxonomy places the organism in Eukaryota, Metazoa, Chordata, Actinopteri, Salmoniformes, Salmonidae. The record is from RefSeq and is a predicted model, not a curated record.